Molecule: messenger RNA, 1307 nt
Organism: Scatophagus argus
Lineage: Eukaryota; Metazoa; Chordata; Actinopteri; Scatophagidae
Gene: txnl1
Product: thioredoxin-like 1
Exons: 8
Coding region: 206-1075 (289 amino acids)
Source: RefSeq, a predicted model, not a curated record
UCCUUUUGUCUAUUGACCAAUCAGGAGUCAACAUCCCGAAACAGCUCACUGUACCUGUCGUGCGGCUCAGAAACGGGACCGCUAACUAGCUAAUACACUGACAGAAAGCUAAAAACACAACACUUUAACUUUGUGGGGCUAUUCAGUUUUCUUAUCCUGAACAUCAACAGGGUAACCAGCUCGCACUAUAGCUGCAAACUGUACCAUGGUCGGUGUUAAAGUGAUCGGGAGCGACCCGGACUUCCAGCCGGAACUAGCGGCCGCCGGCUCCAGGCUCGCCGUGGUGAAGUUCACAAUGGCUGGAUGUCGGCCCUGUGUCAGAAUAGCUCCAGCUUUCAACACAUUGAGUAACAAGUAUCCACAGGUCGUCUUCCUUGAAGUAGACGUUCAUGUGUGUCAGGCGACAGCGGCAGCCAACAACAUCUCAGCCACACCAACAUUCUUGUUCUUCAGGAACCGGGUUCGGGUGGAUCAGUAUCAAGGGGCGGACGCUGCCGGUCUGGAGGAGAAGAUCAAACAGCACACAGAGAACGACCCAGGAAACAGCGAGGACUCGGACAUUCCAAAGGGAUAUAUGGACCUCAUGCCUUUUGUCAACAAAGCCGGCUGCGAGUGCCUCAAUGAGAGCGACGACUGUGGCUUCGAUAACUGCUUAAUCAAAGACUCCUCUUACCUGGAGUCUGAUUGUGAUGAACAGUUGCUGAUCACUAUCGCCUUCAACCAGCCUGUGAAACUCUUUUCUAUGAAACUGCAGUCCUCGGAGUUUGCUCAAGCCCCAAAGGUGCUGAAGGUGUUCAUCAACCUCCCUCGGUCGAUGGGUUUUGAUGACGCAGAGCGGAGCGAAGCUACUCAGGUUCUGGAGCUGUCGGAGGAAGACUACAAAGAUGACGGUUUGAUUCCUCUGCGCUACGUCAAGUUUCAGAACGUACAGAGUGUUACGUUGUUUGUCAAGUCAAACCAGGGAGACGAGGAGACGACAAAAAUCAACUACUUGACAUUCAUAGGCACUCCAGUACAGGCCACCAACAUGAACGACUUCAGAAGGGUCGUUGGAAAGAAAGGAGAGAGUCACUGAGCAGGAGAACAAAGGAGAGGAUGAGAAGAAGAGAAAGACGAGGCUCCAGAUACAUCAAAGGACUUUCACUCUGCCAAAGCUGCCACACACACACACACACACACACAGCCUCCAAAUGACUCGUCAAAGCCCUGAAUGAAUUCUCCAUCUGUGGAGAGUCGGUCUAUGAAUCAUUUGUAUUGUAAUUCUGAUGAAAAUCACUGUAAAUAAAACACAAUCCUUUUUCAAAGGC